CUUUAACUUCAAGAGAUGUUUAUUAUUUCGUGGCAAAAUACGAACAGAAUUGCUUGAAAGGAUCCAAGGAACUAGACCAAAAGAUAUUACAUUGCUAUGAGAACGAAAAAAUCAACGCCAAAUCAGCCAAUGAUAUAUCAGAAUACUCUGACGAUAGUUUUGACGACGAAAGGGACUGUGAACUGCAAAGCGUAAUGACGUAUCAUUCAGAUUUUGUGGAUGAUUCCAGAUCACAUACAGAAGAGAAGCGAACAAACAAAGAUUUGCUUGUAAGAGUACAAGAAAACGUCACACAGAUCGAUAACAUAAAAGAAACAGAAACAGGAACAGAGGUCGCUCUUGGUAAGCUGGAUUUUAACCAGCACAUAAACGACCAAUAUAAAGUGAUUGGUAAAAUUCUGCAGCACGAUAACUUAUCUGAAGAAACAAAAGGCGAUUCCUCACAAGUAGAAGAGGUGUUUCAGGGUGAGAAGGAAAACACAGUUUUUAAGUUUAAACAAGAGGACAAGCGAAUAGUUUCAAAUGACUUAAGCCAACGAAAGACAAGAAUCACAUCUUCAAGAAAAGCCAAAGGAUUUUGACCGCGAAAGACUCUUGUCCUUCUGACAACCAAAGGAGAUCCUAAGAAACGCGAAAAACAGCAAGAAAUGGAGAAUGCAGUCAAAGAAAUAUUGAGACGAGGAGAAAACAAGAUCAACGAGUUGAGGGUACGGGCUCAAAACCUUCGUUUGGAUUCAGAAGAGUUAAGGGACGAAAAUAGAGCCUUAAAAAAGCUACAAAGAUUGCAAGGGAAAGAGGUGGCUGACAUGGAAAGAUUCGUUCACAUGACAACCACAACAGCGAGGGACAUCAGAAAGGACGUUAGAGAUGCCGAAGAGUCUUCUUUUAGUAUUGAUACCUCACUUAGGAAGAAAAAUAAAGAGAUUCGACAACUUCGACGAAAAUGUGAGCGAUACGAGAAGUUGAUAGAUAUGGACCAUAAGAUGCCUGGAGUAUCCGAACUGGAGGAGAGACUGGAUCUGGCAGAGAAAUGUCUCCAAGAUAAAGAUAAAGAAAUUGAAACAUUGAACGAGAAGGUCAAGAUUCAAGAAAAGAAAACAAUCCAAGUGAGAAAAAAAGGACAGAGAAAAUUUGCCCAGCUCGAUGAAGAAGUUGAUGGAACAUUACAAGAAUGCGAAGACCUGAAGCAAAGACUAAAGGACGCAGAACGUAAGAUCAGUAUGAACAAUAUAUACAGUCGAAAAUCAACAAUACAUAAUGCUUUUCCAGCCCCACCAAUGCUACCCGCUCUACCAUGGCACCCCCCCGUCUCACGACAAACCACGAGUAGUAAAGUAAAGAAGUGGUUGGACGAUUACGAUAAUAAACACUGA
Molecule: messenger RNA, 1373 nt
Organism: Actinia tenebrosa (Australian red waratah sea anemone)
Lineage: Eukaryota; Metazoa; Cnidaria; Anthozoa; Actiniaria; Actiniidae
Product: lebercilin-like
Biological process (GO): intraciliary transport
Cellular component (GO): axoneme
Source: RefSeq, a predicted model, not a curated record